Molecule: messenger RNA, 176 nt
Organism: Paramecium sonneborni
Lineage: Eukaryota; Ciliophora; Oligohymenophorea; Peniculida; Parameciidae
Source: the annotation of a GenBank genome assembly
UUCAUUUUCCUUAAAAAUUUCAGAAUGAAAUUUUAUGAAUCAUAAGAAACCCUGCCAAUAAAAGAAAAGAAUACUUAUUGUCUAACAAAAGUAUAUGAAAGAUAUAUUGCAUGAUAAAAGAGAAGGAGUGAAAAUUUCGACUCUUUGUAAAUGUUGAAAAGAAUUUUUUUUUAAAU